Molecule: messenger RNA, 1953 nt
Organism: Penicillium waksmanii
Lineage: Eukaryota; Fungi; Ascomycota; Eurotiomycetes; Eurotiales; Aspergillaceae
Product: stealth family protein
Exons: 1
Coding region: 1-1953 (650 amino acids)
Cellular component (GO): Golgi apparatus
Molecular function (GO): transferase activity, transferring phosphorus-containing groups
Source: RefSeq, a predicted model, not a curated record
AUGUCCUUUAUCUUCAAUUGUCAGCCUUGCAUUGCAUUUGUUCUAUUGAUUUUCAUAUUGAACGGUAUAUCAAAAAAGGAAACUCGUCUUUAUGCCAACGCAUAUGACAUUGGCCAAAGCGACUCACAGGAAUUGAAGUUUGGACCCAUAGAUGCGGUUUACACAUGGGUUAAUGGGUCAGAUCCUUUAUGGAAGAGUGAUAGGGACUUUUGGUAUCAGCGCUGGGUCCAGGAAUAUGAUGCACCUACUCCAGACGUCCAGAAUAGUCAGAACAAUGGCUCUGAUAAUGCGGAUGAUGCUUUCGCCGAUAAUCAUUUCCGAGACAAUGACGAGCUCCGAUAUUCAAUUCGCUCCCUGGAUAAAUAUGCACCUUGGAUACGCCAUAUAUACAUCGUGACGAAUGGCCAGGUUCCUUCUUGGCUGGAUCUGGGCAAUCCUCGCGUCACAAUUGCCAAACACACGGAAAUUUUCGAAAACUCCUCACACUUGCCGGUCUUUUCUUCCUCCGCUAUUGAGAGCAAUCUGGACAGAAUCUCAGGUCUCAGUGACACCUUCCUCUAUUUCAAUGACGAUGUGUUCCUAGCUGCGCCUAUAUGGCCAGAUGACUUUUUCACACCAUCUGGGGUACAAACCAUAUACCUCUCCCACCGAGUUCCAUUGGGUUAUGAUGCAUAUCCGGAGUAUCGGGCUCAGUUUGACAGCACUCCUUCAGAUAAGCCCCAAGUGUCAUGUGAGCUCGAAUUUGAUGACUACGGGUUUGUGGGUGAUGGGGAUGGUGGAGUGAAAAUUGAGCGGCUAGUUGGGAAAGUACAUGCCUCAUCAGCAUGCGAUGUGGAAGGAGCAGAGAUCCCGCAGUCUUUACUUGCCGAAGUUUUGGGGAGUGAUGUCCCUGUAGAACAUGGCCACAUUGACCUUGCCUUACACUCAAUCCAUAAUCAUACCUCAGAGGACGUUGGGGCAUCGAACACGACAGAAAGCAUGCCAAGACUAGACACCAAGACCAGAAUAAAACUUGCUGCGCUGCUAGAUGCAUUCUCGCAGUGCCCCCACGCCGAUGACUUGGUUGCUAAUGCAAUUAGAUCUGUGAUAAAGGCAUUCAAAGGACGAUUCCCUUUCACGAAGCAUCUCCGGAGGGUCCCAUCUCACAUGCCUCAUAUGAUGAACAAGCAAAUACUUACCGAGCUCAAAGGCAUAUUUCCACAGCAAUUUCAGCUUAACUCAGAACAUCGAUUUCGGCACCCACGGGACCUGCAGGUUGGCUUUGCCUAUUUCAACUAUCUAAUCAAUCGCCACGAAAUUUUAUCAUCUAAACUGUGCGGGUUGAGGGAUGAAGAUGUUGAGACCAGCCGCAAUUGCAGAAUUGAAGAAGAUGACAUCCGAAUUAUCGAAAACCUUCUGUGCGGAACAAGCCCACCGGCAGGUUUUCAUGACCUCGUUCAAACGUGCAUUCACAAUAGCUUUGAGUUCAAAAACAAUCUACCGCUGCCGACAAAAAUGAGAAACGCGACAGGACUUUCCAUCAAGGACAUUGAGCAUUGCAUCGAUAUGCCAGGGUUGCGAUUGCGUUUGCAGAAAAAGGGAUAUAGACUGAAGAUGGGAACCGAUGUGACCUUUCACAUGUUGGGAGACGACUACCAAACCACUAUGGACCAACUAAAAUCGACAAGAGACCGACCAACAAAGUUUAUUUGUCUCAAUGACGACAUGAAAAGCCCAUCAACUGAAGUGAGGCACGCGUUGAGGCACUUACUCGAAGAUCUGUGGCCUCUGCCUUCAACCCUUGAGUUACCGACGACACCUGUUGAUUAUCAACGAGACAACAAAGCAAUCUUGCACAUGGAUAACAUGUCUCCACACGUUUCUUUUCUUCUCUUUUUGCUUGUUGGGAGCAUACUGGUGCUACCGUUAUUCUUUCGAAUUUCGGGAAGCCGGGCUCAGCGCAAGAAAAAUUAG